Molecule: messenger RNA, 2151 nt
Organism: Nannizzia gypsea CBS 118893
Lineage: Eukaryota; Fungi; Ascomycota; Eurotiomycetes; Onygenales; Arthrodermataceae
Product: dual specificity phosphatase catalytic domain-containing protein
Exons: 2
Coding region: 1-2151 (716 amino acids)
Biological process (GO): 7-methylguanosine mRNA capping; dephosphorylation
Molecular function (GO): protein tyrosine/serine/threonine phosphatase activity; mRNA guanylyltransferase activity
Source: RefSeq, a predicted model, not a curated record
AUGGCAAGAUUCCAAGUGCCGAGUGUCGGGCUAUCGGCCUGUGACCAUCUGCUGGAGAGCAUACGGGAAUCGUGUUACUACCAGACAUCGCGGCUUAUACACUUCAUUCUAGACUUGAAGGACCGGCUAGAUCUAGACCGCAUUGCGAGCUUUGGCUGCUAUUACCAGAUAUCCGCCACCAUCGUCCUGCUUCUUAUCGGUGGUGGGAUAAUCUCGUGGAGGCUCAUGAAGCAUGGCCCUGAUGGACAGCGCAUCCUUAACUCGAGGACCAUAUCCAUACAUACCCGAACAAAACAGCAGCCGGUUGAUCCUGCAUGGAUCAACACUGUACUAGGACCAAAAGGCUCUAGGCUGAAGCGCUUCCCCCCCAGGGACGAUGAUAAUGAUCCAGGCAUACUGAAGAAGCACUCCUCUUACCAUUCAUAUACCACUUCAGUGGCUACUUAUCCUAAAAUCCGCACAUUCUACUACCCUCAUCCACAUACAGAGAAGCUUCCCACAGAACCCAAGGUCCUCCCACUGCUGGUAUUCAUCCACGGACUAGGUGGGUGUUUGGCACAGUUUAACCAUCUCCUGCACAGCAUGAUCACCAUUGGCCCGUGUUUUGGCAUCGAUCUCCCUGGCUGUGGGCUGUCGACGUUUGCUCCACGGAAAUGGUCGGCUUAUUCCAUUGAAGCCAUGGCCGAGCUGGUAGCCAAUGCGAUCGAAAAGCAGAGAGACGCUGCUCGCAACCAGGAUGUUAUAAUCAUUGCACACAGUAUGGGCUGUUCCGUCGCGGCUCUGAUUGCCUCAUCUGACUCUGGGGCCAUGGCCGAGGUAAAAAAACACAUAGUUGGGAUAGUUGCCAUUUGCCCCGUUUCCGAGCCUCCCGACAAGGAGACAGUGAAGCUGUCUAGAAGGCUUCUAUACAUACCAGGCUUCAUAUUUGACAUAUGGCGCUGGUGGGACCGUAUUGGAGGGCAUUAUAGCCCGAGCGUCCGAAGACUUGUCAGUGAUGAAGCUGACUGGGAAACCCAUGAUCUCCAAUAUCGGUAUAACAAGCUGAGUCGCACGCCGGUAUGGAGACGGAUGGCAUGGGGCGCUCUUCCGAGGUAUAAUAAGUCUGGCCAGGCAAUUAGCGGCAUCCCUGGGAAGGAGGUAUGGGACAAAAUACAUAUCCCCCUCUUCUUCGUUGGAGGAGAGUCAGACGGUGUCACAAAACCGAAGGAGGUUUUGAAGCUCCUGCGUUAUUUUGACCACAAAGGAGCCUCAGGUGGUGAUACUGGUGGAGCAAGUUCCGAAAUACAGGGUGACGAACUCCCCACUGGGGUGCUACUCCAUAGUUUCGCUCAAGUGCCCGAAACAACAACUAGCCGGCGAAUUCAUCAUGAGAAUGCAACCUGGCUAGUUGAUCCAAAUGGCACUCAGGCCGUGGACACCUACGUGUUUCCGGCACCGGCUUCUCACUCCUUGCUGUUUGAUCGCAGCACUUACAGGACGUUAUCAGGCCAUAUUCAAUCCUUUGUGGCAGCAAAUAUUGACCUCCGUUUAGGCCUUGGGUGGCAGCUGCAGCAUCUGACCACGUCUGGCAAGUGGGACGUGAAGAAUCUUGCCAAAUGGCAGGCUGUGACUCCCGUAUCGGAGCCAAUAGGGCGUACCUUUGUUGCCAUGAAGACGUUGCGCGAGGUAGACCCUCACCACUCUCCAAAGCCGUUCGUUGAGGACUGGCGUGGUAAGAUAUACGCUGUUAUUGAUAUCAGCCAUGAAAACCCAGUGUACGACUACUCACAGCUAGAGGUGAACGGAAUCAAGUACUUCAAAAUCCCCACAGUCUCGAAGAUCCCACCGUCAGUGGACGAAGUCCGAGAAUUCUUCAAUAUCGUCAAAAAUCUCAAAGAGGAGAUCAUGUCUGACGCACUUAGGCGGGUAGGGAGAGUGAAUCUUCGAAACCCUGACCUCCCGAAAAUCGCCGUCCAUUGCCAUUAUGGCUUUAACCGAACAGGUUUCUUCAUUGUCUCGUGGCUGAUUGAGGUACAUAACUAUCUGAUCUCAGAGGCCCUGGAGGAGUUCGAAAGGGUCCGCCCGCCAGGAAUACGCCAUGAACACUUUAUAGACGCCUUGCAUGCGCGUUAUCAUAUGAUUGAUCAAACGCGCUCACGGCGUGAAAAUUGA